AUGGAGAACCCAGGCAGGUCGGAUUCCGACACGGACCGACAGAGCAAGGAAGAGAAGCCAGUUGUCAGGAAAUUAUCGCAAAAUGUUGACCUCAAACUGGCCUACCUGCCCAUGCUAGCGUGUUGCUUCGUGUCAGGCCUGACUGACGGCACCAUAUACAACGCCUACGGAACCUUUGUGUCAAUGCAAACAGGAAACACGAUCUUCGUUGCCCUCGGCACAUCUGGCUACAACAACAAGCCGUAUGGAUGGGCCAGGUCGCUUUGUUCGAUUGCCUUUUUCAUUGUAGGCUCGUUUUCAUUCUCUCGCUUUGCGCUGUACCUGGGCGGAAGACGGCGGGGGAUCAUGAUGCUCUCGUUUCUCAUCCAAGCCAUUCUGGUCAUAGCCGCCGCCUCCAUUGUGCAGGGCGGCGUCGUGGACGGCUCCUACCCGUCCAAGCGGCUUCCCACCGACGUUGAUUUCAAGGAGCUCCUCAUCAUCGCCUUGCUGAGUUUCCAGGCAGCCGGUCAAAUUGUCAGCAGUCGUACGCUCAAGGUGGGAGAGGUUCCCACCGUCGUCGUCACCAGCAUGCUGUGCGACCUCAUGUCUGAUCCGGCAUUGUUUGCGCUGGCCAAGAACGACAAACGCAACCGCCGAUUCAUCGCCUUUGUCCUGACACUGGUAGGAGCCAUCUGUGGCGGCUGGAUCUCCAAGGCGGCCGGCGCCGUUGAUCCAUCGCUGUGGACAGUGGCGGGAAUAAAGCUCGUCAUUGCGUUUAGCUGGCUGUUCUGGAAGGCUGAGCCCGACUCCGUGGUUUGA
This is a messenger RNA of Metarhizium robertsii ARSEF 23, 798 nucleotides long. RefSeq names its product DUF1275 domain protein. The record is from RefSeq and is a predicted model, not a curated record. Bases 1 to 798 code for a protein of 265 amino acids. The transcript has 3 exons. Lineage: Eukaryota; Fungi; Ascomycota; Sordariomycetes; Hypocreales; Clavicipitaceae.